Molecule: messenger RNA, 687 nt
Organism: Cucumis sativus (cucumber)
Lineage: Eukaryota; Viridiplantae; Streptophyta; Magnoliopsida; Cucurbitales; Cucurbitaceae
Product: pathogenesis-related protein 1
Exons: 1
Coding region: 25-564 (179 amino acids)
Cellular component (GO): extracellular region
Source: RefSeq, a predicted model, not a curated record
CCAUUUUUCAAGUCCAAACCCAAAAUGGAUCUUUUCAAGUAUAUCUCCCUUUCUCUUCUACUCUCUCCAUUGAGCUUUAUCAUGCUUUCCAUGCUUCCCUUCUCUUCUGCCCAAGACUCAAUCCAAAACUUCGUGGAUGCCCACAACACUGCUCGUGCUGAAGUCGGUGUCGGGCCUGUCCACUGGAACGAGACAGUGGCAGACUAUGCUCGUCGAUAUGCCAACAAGCGCAUCAAGGACUGUAACCUAGUCCAUUCCAAAGGACCUUAUGGAGAAAAUAUUGCAUGGGGCAGCAGAAACUUGGCAGGUACGGUCGCAGUACGGAUGUGGGUGAAUGAGAAGCAAUUCUAUAACUACGAGACUAAUUCAUGUGUUAUUGGGAAGAUGUGCGGCCAUUACACUCAAGUGGUGUGGAGAAAUUCUGUGAGAAUUGGAUGUGCGAAAGUGAGAUGUAGAAGUGGGGGUACGUUCAUCACUUGCAACUAUGAUCCUCGAGGGAAUAUUAGAGGACAGAGGCCAUAUGGUGAAGUGAAGCAUCAACUAAGACAACAAAAAGUUAGAUAAAGAGUGAAAGAUCAAGAUCAAGAUCAAGAUCAAGAUCAAGAUCAAGAUCAAGAUCAAUCAUCCCAUGUCAAUGAACUAAUAAAUAAACUAAAUAAUAAGAUCAUGACCUUAAUUAUCCAAGUU